Molecule: messenger RNA, 2562 nt
Organism: Raphanus sativus (radish)
Lineage: Eukaryota; Viridiplantae; Streptophyta; Magnoliopsida; Brassicales; Brassicaceae
Product: histone-lysine N-methyltransferase, H3 lysine-9 specific SUVH5
Exons: 2
Coding region: 227-2380 (717 amino acids)
Cellular component (GO): nucleus
Molecular function (GO): histone methyltransferase activity; zinc ion binding; protein binding
Source: RefSeq, a predicted model, not a curated record
CCUUACAUCUUCCAAAAACCAAAACAUUCUUUCAAAACAGUUGUGUGUUGUGUGAACUUUUUGUAUGAACAGUGGAACGAAGUUUUGAGACAACAAUGCAUAUUGUUUUGUUUACAGUUUGAGUACUAAAGUCGACUCACUUCUCUCCCGCUCUCCAUCACUCAGAUUCUCCGCCCCCAUCUUUUGAUUUUUCCUUCCGUUUCGUUUUUUUUUGAACCUGGGAGGAAUGGAGAACAAGUCAUCAUCAUCAUCAUCAAAACUUAGUUCUAAGAAGAAAGAAGCAACACCAGAACUACUGGAUAAUGGUAGUUUCAUUGAUCCUAUGGGGCGCCGCAAGUCCAAGCGUUUUAAGCUUGCAGCGGUGAGAGACUUCCCACCUGGUUGUGGACCAAGUCCCCCCACCAGGCUUAUUAGAUCAAGCACAGCUGAGGAGGCUAUGGAAGAAGAUGAGGAGGUGACCAUGUCCGGUGGUGGUGGCUGGCGAAGCCUUGGGAUAAAGCAGCUCGGUGGAAGAAAGAUUAUUGCCGUAAGAGACUUCCCUCCACAUACAGGGACCAAGUUUUCCGAUUAUGGAAAGACCUUCAAUGAUGCUGCUGUCUCCAAGGGAGCGAUACCAUUGGUUUCUGGAGACCAUUCUGGUCAAUCUCUUGCUAAAAGCACGUUGGUAGCUGAGAUAUCAAAAAAGUUUACAAGUCCAAAACCAAACGAGACAGCAAGCAAAAUGAAUAAAAAGGAAGGUGUUGUGAUGCCUAAACCCUUGAGGCUUCUCCAGAAGAUUAAUAACGGUGAAGGAACUAGUAAGAAAGAUAAAGAGAGUUCAGCUCGAAAGCCUCUUGUGCUUCCUCCUUUGCGUCCUAGUAUCUCAACCAGUGGAGAUAGUGCUAGAGACAGAGUAAUGGAAACUCUACGUCUUUUCAGCGAAGCUUGUAGAAAACUAAUACGUGAGGAAGAGGCAAACCCCAGGAAAAAAGGCGGUAAAAACUUCAACGUCUCCGUGGAGGCUUCCAAGAUCGUCAAGAGCAAAGGCAAGUACCUCAACGUUGGCACUCAGAUCAUAGGAACCGUCCCUGGCGUCGAAGUAGGCGACGAGUUCCAGUACAGAAUCGAGCUCAACUUUCUCGGCGUACACAGAGCGAUACAAGCUGGUAUCGACUACACCAGAGACGCUGACAAUGAGCUGCUCGCCACGAGCAUUGUAGCCUCUGGCGGCUACGAUGAUGACCUUGGUAACUCUGAUGUGUUGAUCUACACUGGCCAAGGUGGGAACCUAUCUAAAAAAUUUCAACAGGGGAAUUUAGAUACUGAGCCUAAAGAUCAACAGCUCUUGAGAGGAAACCUAGCGUUGGCGAACAGUAGAGACAAACAGAACCCUGUGAGAGUCAUAAGAGGCAACAAGAAGACGCCACCUUCUGAUACCAAGAACUAUGUGUACGAUGGGUUGUACCUGGUGGAAGAGUUUUGGAAAGAGGUGGGGUCUUUUGGUAAGCUCGUCUUCAAGUACAGACUGAAGCGUAUCCCUGGACAGCCUGAGCUUACUUGGAAAGUGGUGAAGAAAGCGAGAGCGUCCAAGGUCAGGGACGGUCUCUGCUGCGAUGAUAUCUCAGGAGGGAAAGAGAGGUUACCCAUAUGCGCUGUGAACGAGUUAGACGACGAGAAACCGCCUGAGUUUGUGUACACUGUCAAAAUGAUAUAUCCGGAUUGGUGCCAGCCUAUCCCUCCAAAGGGCUGCGGCUGCACGAAACGCUGCAAAGAUUCAAGAAACUGCGGUUGUGUUGCGAAAAACGGUGGGGAGUUGCCUUAUAAUUACGACGGAGCCAUUGUUUUUAGUAAGCCUAUGGUCUACGAGUGUGGCCCGCUCUGCAGAUGCCCGCCUGAUUGCUACCUCCGCGUCACGCAGAGCGGGAUCAAGAUCCAGCUUGAGAUCUUCAAAACCGAGAAGAGAGGGUGGGGAGUGAGGUCGCUGGAGUCUAUUCCUUCCGGAAGCUUUAUCUGUGAGUACACUGGAGAGCUUCUGCAGGAGAACGAAGCUGACAGGCUUGCUGGUAAAGACGAGUAUUUAUUUGACAUUGGCACGCAGAAUAGUGAGAGUAGCUUCUAUGAGAAUAGCUUCUUUACCAUAGACGCUGCGAGGAAAGGGAACGUGGGGAGGUUUGUAAACCAUAGCUGCUCGCCGAAUCUUUACGCGCAAGACGUUUUGUACCACCAUGAGGAUAUGAGGAUCCCUCACGUGAUGCUGUUUGCCAAGGACAAUAUACCUCCGCUCAAGGAACUGACGUACUAUUACAACUAUAAGAUUGGUCAGGUGUUUGACGCUGACGGUAAUGUCAAGGAGAAAGAUUGCCACUGUGGUUCGGCCAAGUGCAGUGGUAGGCUCUACUGAUAAAAGCUGAUGUUGCUGGCCGCUUAUAUUCAUGUUCUCUUCUUCUGUUUAUUCUUUUAUCUAAUGUUUAGUGAAUAUAGCAUGGUAGCCUUUGGUAUUAGUCUUUCUCAUAGUAGUGAACUGCUGUUUGUGUUAUUUUUUGAAACUCAACAUGGGCUAAAUCUUCCCAAGACUUUUUCGUC